Molecule: messenger RNA, 921 nt
Organism: Phyllotreta striolata
Lineage: Eukaryota; Metazoa; Arthropoda; Insecta; Coleoptera; Chrysomelidae
Source: the annotation of a GenBank genome assembly
AUGGAAAUUUCGAAGUUAAAAAGUGAGUUGCGUUGUGACGAACCCAAACCGGUGAAGAGGCCCUUCGACGUGGCUUUCCUCAUGCUUCCCGACGAGAAACUCAAGCAGAAACAGAAAUCGGAAGUGUACGAUAACAGCUACAACAGCACCGAAGAGGACGAGGAAAUCGACAUCGUCGACUCCCCUCGUGAGUACAAGAAAUCGAAUCUAUUGAAACCCAAAAAUUUGGACGAUCUGCGCGCCAAAGGCGAGCAGAAGAGCGCCUUCACCAAAGUCAACAUGAAAGAAUCCAGGCUAUCUCCAACGUUAAGCACCAGCCCCGAUCUAAACUACCAAAGCUCGCUGAGUCCAUCGCCUCCAAUAAUCAACAAAAACUACCAAAACUUCCCCACAAUGGUGACCCCCAACCGACUGUUCAAAACCCAGCAACUAACAUAUCAAAACCAAAACCCAAACCAGUUCCUGCACGACACCGCGGCUUCGAACCUCGAAGCCCACUUCUUCAAAUCCCAGCCGGAGCUGAUCCAGCCGAAUUUCUCCAAGCUGCGGCCGAUCUACCGGCCCGACCUGGCCUUCGGCUACCAGCAGUCCACCAGCAAUCUACCGGCGAUCUACCAGCCGGAGCUGCGCGGCCCCGCCGCCGCCAUUCUCACCUCGCUGCUGCCGCCCAGCCUGGCCGCCCUCAGCCUGCCCGCCCAGAACAUCUGCGCCAAAUGCAACAUCUCCUUCAGGAUGACCUCGGAUUUGGUCUACCACAUGCGGUCGCAUCACAAGAACGACGCGCCCGAUGCUGGAAGGAAGAAGCGCGAGGAUAAGCUCAAGUGUCCCGUGUGCGCGGAAGAGCUGCAAGUAUGCUUAGGCCUGGCGGAUGAAAUUGGAAAUUACAAUGGGCAGCGCGCCGGCCCGAUUCGCGCCGCUUGA